Apus apus (common swift) is the source of this 882-nucleotide messenger RNA. Its product is annotated as purpurin. Gene Ontology annotation, molecular function: retinol transmembrane transporter activity; retinoid binding. The record is from RefSeq and is a predicted model, not a curated record. The transcript is spliced from 6 exons. Bases 72 to 662 code for a protein of 196 amino acids. Lineage: Eukaryota; Metazoa; Chordata; Aves; Apodiformes; Apodidae.
CUCCUGCUGACUGCAGCUGAAGACUGAAGCAGGCUUCUCUUGGGGAUCUCCAACACCACUACCCUAACAGAAUGAAGUACGCACAGUAUGUUUUCCUGGCCUCGAUCUUCUCCACUGUUGAAUAUUGCUUAGCCCAGUCCUGUGCAGUGGAGUCUUUUGCUGUGAAAGACAAUUUUGAUCCAAAAAGGUAUGCAGGGAAAUGGUAUGCCCUGGCCAAGAAGGAUCCAGAAGGCCUUUUCCUUCAGGACAACAUCUCUGCUGAAUACACCGUGGAGGAAGAUGGCACAAUGACAGCAUCUUCCAAAGGCCGCGUGAAACUUUUUGGGUUCUGGGUGAUCUGUGCCGACAUGGCUGCUCAGUACACAGUACCUGACCCAGCCACUCCAGCUAAGAUGUACAUGACCUACCAGGGCCUGGCCAGCUACCUCUCCAGCGGUGGGGACAAUUACUGGGUGAUUGACACCGACUAUGAUAACUAUGCUAUUACCUACGCCUGCCGCAGUCUAAAGGAGGAUGGGUCCUGUGAUGAUGGCUACUCCCUGAUCUUCUCACGCAACCCCCGUGGCCUCCCCCCAGCCAUCCAGCGCAUUGUGCGCCAGAAGCAGGAAGAGAUCUGCAUGUCUGGCCAGUUCCAGCCUGUGCUGCAGUCAGGGGCCUGCUAGAAGGACACUUCUGAUCCUAUCCUUAAGCACAGAAACCAGGCCUCUUGGUCUUGAAGUUGCCACUCAGAUAAUAAAAAAAGAAUAAAUCAUAGUAUGGACUAGUGUGUUUUUCCUGAAAAGCACAUUAAAAUUUUUUUGUAACCUGUGUGCAAUAUAGUAUUGAUAUUUGAAUUUAAAGGGGAAUACCUAACGUGGCAUUUGUCAAUAAACCUUUUUAAAA